AUGCCCCUGUGCAGUGAGCCAGUGUGCCGGGUGUGCAGUACUGCUCGAAACCGCAGGGGGCGCUCGGAUGAGGAUGUUUCCAUCAUGGCGGCAUCCAUUUCAGGAUACACUUUUAGUUCUGUGUGUUAUCAUAGCGCCAACAGUAACUCGGACCAUGAGGGCUUCCUUUUAGGCGAAGUAAGGCAGGAAGAGACUAUCAGCAUCAGUGAUGCCCAGAUUUCCACAGCAGAAUUGAUACAAGUAGUUGAAAUUCAUAAUCAUGAUCCCUGUACACAAUUGUUUAGCUUUUAUGACUAUGCUGGAAAGGUUAACGAAGACAGUCUAAACAACAUACUCCAAGAUCGGCGAAAAAGUGUUAUUGGCUGGUACCGCUUUCGAAGAAACACUCAGCAACAGAUGUCUUUUCGGGAUUUCAUCUCCACAGCCAAUAAUUCUACACAUGCUCUGGAGUAUGUGCUCUUCAGACCCAACACAAAUAGGUACAAUCAGAGGAUAACUCUUUCUCUUCCAAACCUUGGCAACACAAGCCAGCAGGAAUAUAAAGUGUCUUCAGUGCCCAACACCUCAGUUAAUUACACCAAGGUCAUCAAAGAGCAUGGAGCGGAAUUCUUUGAUAAAGACGGAGUAAUGAAGGAUAUCCGAACAAUCUAUCAAGUAUACAGUGCUCUACAAGAUAAAGUGCAGGCGGUGUGUGCAGAGGUAGAGCAGAGUGAACGAGUUAAAGAAAACAUUCAAGAAGAUGUAAACAAACUCAAGCAACAAAUUGCCCUCCGGAAACGGAAAACUGCAGAAGAAGAGAGGAGACAGCUGGAGGCCCUAAAUGCAGACGCUCAUCCCACUCCAGAAGACCACACGGAUCCUCCUGAGGUUGCCCUUCUGUCCAGGAUAGGCUUCCACAGCCCCUCGGCUCCGCAGAGACCUAGUACCUCACCAAACCCCCCUUCUUAUGCAGACCUCAUGUCCCAGGACGACUCUCUGCUGUCCUCUUCCUCUCCCACCAGUGCUGCUCUUCUGCCUCGGCCUCAGGCUGUGGGCUCUCCGGGACACCCCACCCCUGGCCCAGUGGGUAUGGACUUGGGUCUUGGUCUUAGCCUUGGUUCUAACCCUGUCCCCACCCCUAACUCCCCGUAUCUCGGCAAUGGAGAUGGGUCAAGCUCUGAUUCGUUAGACAGACAUGCUGCUGGUCAGGAGGACGACGAUGACGACGAUGAGGAUGAGGAUGAUGAGGAUAGUAGUGAAUAUGAGAACUUGCCUGCGGAUCGUGGGACGGGACCGACGGGACUGGGGCUGUCGCUGCUCCGCGGAAAUGUACAGUCCUUGAAAUGCCCAAAGAGAAGUAAAUAUGCGGCUGGACGCGACCAAGUGAAGGAGCCCGAGUGCGGACUGGAGUGGGCUGCUUCUCCUCAGGGGGAAGGCAGACCGUGUGUGUCGGUGUCGGUGGAUCACGGCAGGAAAAGGGGUGACACUGCCCUCCUUGAGAGUGGAUCUGCCGAGCUGAGUGCCCUGUGA
This is a messenger RNA of Knipowitschia caucasica, 1509 nucleotides long. The record is from the annotation of a GenBank genome assembly. Lineage: Eukaryota; Metazoa; Chordata; Actinopteri; Gobiiformes; Gobiidae.